This is a messenger RNA of Uloborus diversus, 2502 nucleotides long. RefSeq names its product G-protein coupled receptor-associated protein LMBRD2-like. NCBI's taxonomy places the organism in Eukaryota, Metazoa, Arthropoda, Arachnida, Araneae, Uloboridae. The coding region runs from base 214 to 2313 and encodes 699 amino acids. The transcript has 15 exons. Gene Ontology annotation, cellular component: membrane. The record is from RefSeq and is a predicted model, not a curated record.
UAUGUUUGUUUUUAAUAUGAACUAGGAUUUUUUAAAAGAUUUCAAUGUUUUUGUGAACAAGAUCAAAAACACUUCUGUUUAGUUCUUUCAAAUACGUGUUCACUUGCUUGGUUUUUGCAAAAAAUAUUCGUAACGCUUCAGAAUUCAACUAAUAUAAUUAUCGUGCAGCAUAUCGAGUUACGAUGCUGAGUGUAUGCCCUCAUUGAAUUGAAUAUGAUCAUUGGACCUUUUGUUAUUGAAAUUGUUGUAACUUUCCUUGCUGUUUUCUACCUUCUACAAAAAUAUGGAAAUUGCAGGAAACACCAUAUAUUAGUUACUGUGAAUGUUUUCAUUGCAUGGUACUUUGCUUUCAUCAUCAUUUUCAUCUUGCCUCUGGAUGUGUCAUCUACUGCUUAUCGACAGUGCUUGCGAGACAGUGCUCUAUCACCCACAGUCCUUCCAGUUGUACCUGUAACGUUGUCAAACUCAACAGAAACAAGUAAUUCAACGGAAGGUUUGAAUUCAAGCAGCCCAAGUUUUACAGAACUUUCAGCAUAUGUUCCAAUAAAUGAUUGUGUUGUGCCAUGGAGCUUUGUUCCUGUUGGUGUUUUACAAAGCUUAUGGAGAGUUGUCUACUGGACAGCUCAAACAUUGACAUGGAUAGUUCUUCCCAUGAUGCAAUCCUAUUCAACUGCUGGAGAUUUUACCAUCACAGGAAAACUAAAAACAGCUCUUUAUGAAAAUGCUAUAUACUAUGGAAGUUAUCUUUUGAUUUUUGGAACUUUGCUAAUUUAUGUUGUUCUUCAACCCAAUAGUAAUCUGGAUGGAUCCUACCUGAAAGUUAUUUGUAUUACCGCUAGUAAUACUUGGGGCCUUUUCUUAUUAGUCCUUUUAGAAGGCUAUGGACUUGUAGAAAUUCCUCGUAGUUGCUGGAAUACAACUAAAAAAGGUUACAUGCUCAAUUAUUUGUAUUUUAAAGCCUCUAAAUUAAGUGCUGAGCGCUGUGAAGCUGAGGAAAAAGUUGAUGAUCUCAUGGAGGAAAUUAUGCAGUUAUCUGAUACAACUUCUCCUGGUCAUCCAUCAAGAGCUCAAAUUGACAUCAUACUUGAUAAAUUUCCAAGUGAGAAGAAAGCGUCAUUGCAGCACAGAAGAUCUAGGGAUGAUGGUCGUUAUCCAGUUGAUGGUAUAAGUGAAAAAGGUCUUGCAAAACUUCACAAACAGAUAAUACGUUCCAUUCAUAUGUAUCACCGUACUCAGUGUCAAUGGGGUAUGCUCUUAGAACAAGUUUUUCAUUGGGAAGAUAUUGUUCAUAAUGAAAACAGUAGAGAGCGAAUUUUCAAAAGUACAUUCAAGCCUCAGAGGUCAUUUCUUAUGAAGACAAUUUGUUCUCCUAAAAUUGAAUGGUACUGGAAUUGCUUGGUUAGAAAUUGGGUGUACCGAACUGUGUCUGUUAUAUUAAUAGUUUUUAGUAGUAUUGUGGUUUGGUCUGAAAUGACUUUCUUCACACAAGAUCCAACACUAUCAUUUUUUGCUCUUUUUAUAAAGUCUGCAAAAGCAAGUUACAAUUAUAUUGCUAUAGAGUUAAUUUCUACUGCUACAAUUGCGUAUCUUUGUGUCUGUGCAUACUAUACUGUCUUCCGUAUUAGAAUAUUAAAUUUAUACUACCUGGCUCCUCAUCACCAAACUAAUGAAUACAGUUUAAUAUUCUGUGGAAUGUUGCUGUGCCGUUUGACUCCACCUCUCUGUCUCAAUUUCCUUGGUUUAAUUCAUCUUGACAGUCAUGUAACAAAAAAUGCAAAUAUUGAAGAGACUGCUUAUACAAAGAUUAUGGGCCACUUGGAUGUAAUUCCCAUGAUUUCAGAUGGCUUCAACAUUUACUUCCCAAUUUUGAUAUUUUUUGUCUGUUUGGCUACAUACUUCAACAUAUGUAGUCGAGUUUUGCAUUUUGUUGGAUUUGAACAGUUUAUUGGUGAUGAUGAAAUGACUUCAGAUUUAAUGGAGGAAGGUAGAGAACUUGUUAAACGAGAAAAGAACAGAAGAUUACGUCAAGAAAGUAAUGAAAAUCGCAGGCGUCAACCCAAUAGACUUGGUUCUUCAACUGGUAGAUCAGCCUGGCGUUCUGGCAUGAGAGAUACAAGUUUGACUGGAUCAUCUCCAGAAGAGAAUACAAGAGCUGAGUUGUUAAAAGAUGCAGAACCAAUCGAUUAUACUGAAGAAAGGGGUCAUUCACCAAUAACUAAUGAAGAAGAAUAUGGAAACGAUGGCAGUAGUUAUUUACGCUCAUCGUGGUCCCGCAUUGGUAGACCUCCGGCUGGUAUUUUUGACGAUGUGUAAAAUAAGUAAUUGAGAUAUCAUCAGUGUUUUAUCACAUCUCAUCUUAAUCAUUGUUUUGAUGUACAUAUACAUUUAAUUGUUCUUAAAUUUGAGAAAUUUUAAGCCAAUAUAGUUGAUGCCAAGCAAAAUGUAGAAUGAAUAAAUCAAAAACUCUUCUAUUUUGUCUCCAAACUCCCAAUGUUUUGCCUG